ACAAGAUGGAGGUUUUGUGAGGAGAGUUGAGAUAUGUUUGCCUUUGUUUUAGUUUCUUGGAUCUGAUCCUUAUGGUUUACAUAAGUAGUUAAUAUUUGUCUGAUAACCGAAAGGAUAUAUGUUUAGUUAGUUUAAUAUGGCUGAGAAAUUUGAUAACCUUGAGGAGCAUCUAGAGAAAUUCGUAGAAAAUAUCCGACAGCUAGGAAUCAUCGUCAGUGACUUCCAACCGAGCAGUCAGACGGGACUCAAUCAAAAAUUGAAUUUUAUGAUCACGGGAUUGCAGGACAUUGAGAAGUGUCGUCAGCAACUGCAUGAUAUUAACGUACCGUUGGAAGCGUUCGAGUACAUCGAUCAAGGUCGCAACCCUCAGCUUUACACCAAGGAGUGUUUGGAGAGAGCCCUGGCAAAAAAUGAACAGGUCAAAGGAAAGAUAGACACUAUGACGAAAUUUAAAAGUCUUCUCAUUUCUGAGCUUGGAAAGGUUUUCCCAGAGGAAAUGGCCAGGUAUAAAGCCAUUCAUGGGGAUGACCCACCCUCAUAGCAGUUGAAACUGUGGUAAAAACACUGCAAAAGCCAAAUGUACAUAUGUAUAUACACAGUACCUUUCUAAAAUGAUCAAACACCAUAAUGUUUAAACUUGUAUUUCAUAAAAUUUUAUACUGAUGCAAUGUUCAGGCAGUGAUGUUGUACAAGCUGUAGCAGUGUUCUCUUGUGACAUGGACUAUGUCAUUGAAAGGUUACCAUUAGCAGAGUAAAUUUAAAUGUGGGAUUACUACACCCAGAUAAUCUACGAGAAUGUUGUGAAUUUUUAC
Molecule: messenger RNA, 812 nt
Organism: Megalops cyprinoides (Indo-Pacific tarpon)
Lineage: Eukaryota; Metazoa; Chordata; Actinopteri; Elopiformes; Megalopidae
Gene: med10
Product: mediator complex subunit 10
Exons: 4
Coding region: 137-541 (134 amino acids)
Biological process (GO): positive regulation of transcription by RNA polymerase II
Cellular component (GO): chromatin; mediator complex
Molecular function (GO): transcription coregulator activity
Source: RefSeq, a predicted model, not a curated record